Onychostoma macrolepis is the source of this 5037-nucleotide messenger RNA. RefSeq lists its product as uncharacterized. The record is from RefSeq and is a predicted model, not a curated record. Lineage: Eukaryota; Metazoa; Chordata; Actinopteri; Cypriniformes; Cyprinidae. Bases 1268 to 2728 code for a protein of 486 amino acids. The transcript has 2 exons.
CAGCAGGUGCGUUGCAUCUUUAGCUUUUCGCUUCGGAGCCGAACGGUUGUUCUCUGCUGGAAGUGUAGAAAGACGAGUCUCUGCAGGACGAUCUCUUUGGAUGUGGAAGUGCGGGCGUACAGCACAGCAGCGGGGUCGAAUCCUCUCCAUUUUUUCCUUUUCUUCUCUUUUUUUGCCUUUUUUUCUGAGCAAAAGAGCUGAAAAGGCCAUUCUCACGGCUGGUAAACAGGGAGCUUAAACUGUGAGUAAAAGCUGUUUUUACGGCUGGUAAGAGCGUUGGAGAGAGAGAGCACACGACAGGCUGCACAAAAUCCCUGUCCGUGUUGCCGCGGCCGUUCCCCUGCGUGCUUCAGCACUUAUUAAAAGAGUAAAGUCCCUAAAAGAGCUUACACAAGUAGAGCUUGCAUCUUUUUAAAGAUGACAUUCUACUUGUGUGUUUCUGGGUGCGGUCGUUACCUGGCGCCGAGGGAUGGUCACGAGCGUUGCAUCGCGUGCCUGGGCUUAGUGCACGCUGAGGCAGCGUUUGUGGAUGAGUCAUGUACCCAUUGUGGGAGGAUGACCAUCUCGGAGUUGCGGUCGAGACUCCAGUUCCUGCAAAGGGGCGGAGUCCCAGUGCCGCUGCCUCGUUCCAGUCCUCCUCAGAGGGUUGCUGCGAGCAGUGGCACUGGUGACCUGAGGAUUACAGUGAGUGCGCUUCCUUCAGGGAACCAACCCCCUAGGAACCCUCACUCCUCCUGCACUCCGCAGCCAGUAGAGCUGCCGGGGGAGCGCGGUGGGCCAUCUCAAAGGUGUGUACCAUCCGUUUCCUUCGGCGCUCCUCCCGAUGACCAGAUGUCGAUAGCUGCAUUGGAGGGUGAGUCAGACCUUUCUGGAGAUGACACGUCGGCGCAGUUGCCUCCUUCGGGUACGGUAGCUGUGCCCGACACAGAUCCGGAAAUGAUGGCUAUGCUUUCCCGAGCCACCAACAGGGUCGGGCUCGUGUGGAAUCCUCCCGAGCCACGUCCCUGCGUUCCACCUCGCUGCCCCACUGCGGGUCCCCUUGGUCCCGCUUGCGCGCUCUCUGCGAGCCUGGUUAGCGCUCCCCAGUCCGUCUCGCUGGCUCAUUCGGACCAUCAGGCUCGGCUAUGCGAUUCAGUUCGCCCGGCGUCCCCCCAAGUUCAGAGGUGUCCACUUCACUUCAGUGAAAGCUGUCGAUGCCCAUGUCUUGCGUGCGGAGAUCGUAGUCCUACUGGCGAAGGACGCGAUAGAGCCGGUCCCUCCAGCCGAUAUGAGGUCAGGGUUUUACAGCCCUUACUUCAUUGUACCCAAGAAGAGCAGUGGGUUACGACCGAUCUUGGACCUGCGAGUUUUGAAUCAGAGUCUUCACAAGCUACCGUUCAAAAUGCUCACGCAGAAACGCAUUUUCGAGUGCAUCCGUCCCCGAGAUUGGUUUGUAGCGAUCGACCUGAAGGACGCGUACUUUCAUGUCUCGAUACUUCCUCGACACAGGCCGUUUCUGUGCUUUGCGUUCGAGGGUCGAGCAUAUCAGUACAAGGUCCUUGCCCUUCGGGCUGGCCCUGUCUCCCCGCGUCUUCACGAAAGUCGUGGAAGGAGCCCUUGUUCCCAUGAGAAAACAGGGUGUUCGCAUCCUCAACUAUCUCGACGACUGGCUCAUUCUUGCUCAGUCUCGGGAGCAGUUGUGCGAACACAGGGAUUUGGAGCUUGGUCACCUCAGCCAGUUGGGCCUUCAGGUCAACUGGGAAAAGAGCAAACUCGCCCCAGCGCAGAGGAUCUCUUUUCUCGGUAUGGAGUUGGAUUCGGUCGAACAGUCAGCACGCCUCACAGAGGAACGUGUUCAGUCGGUGUUGAACUGCCUGAAUACAUUCAGAGGCAGGACAGCCGUCCCACUGAAACUUUUUCAGAGGCUCCUGGGGCAUAUGGCAGCCGCAGCGGCAGUAACCCCGCUCAGUUUGCUUCAUAUGAGACCGCUUCAGCACUGGCUUCACGGCCGAGUCCCGAGAUGGGCGUGGCAACGCGGCACGUACCGAGUGGCAAUCACUCUGGAAUGCCGCCAAGCCUUCAGCCCGUGGUCAGACCCCUUGUUUCUUCAGGCAGGAGUGCCCCUAGAGCAGGUGUCCCGGCAUGCCGUGGUCUUCACGGAUGCCUCUGCCACCGACUGGGGUGCCACGUACAAUGGGCAUGCAGUGUCAGGGGUGUGGACGGGCCCCCGACUGCAUUGGCAUGUCAACUGCCUCGAGUUGCUAGCAGUACACCUUGCCCUGAGCCGCCUGAAGGGGCCGUUACGGGGCAAACAUGUGCUGGUCCGGACGGACAACACUGCGACCGUUGCGUACAUCAACCAUCAAGGGGGUUUGCGCUCCCGUCGCAUGUCGCAACUCGCCCGCCAUCUCCUCCUUUGGAGUCAGAAGCAUCUGAGGUCGCUUCGCGCCAUUCAUGUUCCGGGUGUGCUCUGAGGAAUUCCUCUGAGGAAGGAUCUGCUUUCUCAGAGACCGGGCACCCUUUGGCACCCGCGUACAGACCUCUGGAAACUCCAUGUCUGGUCCCUGGACGGGACGCGGAGGUUCUAGGUGACUUACCCCCUGAGGUACUUAACACCAUCACUUCGGCACGUGCACCGUCUACGAGACGUGCUUACGCCUUGAAGUGGAACCUGUUCGCCGAGUGGUGUGCUUCUCGCCGUGCCCGCACACGUCGUGCUUUCCUUCUUGCAGCAUGGGUUGGAGCGUAGGCUGUCCCCUCCACCCUCAAAGUUCAUGCUGCCGCUAUUUCCGCAUGCCACGACCUCAUCGAUGGUAAGUCUGUGGGUAAGCAUGACCUGGUCGUCAGGUUCCUUAGGGGGGCGAGACGGUUAAAUCCUCCUCGACCUCCCUCCAUACCCUCUUGGGACCUUGCUCUGGUGCUUCGAGCACUCCAGAUUGCUGCCUUCAAGCCUUUGCAGUCAGCAGACUUAAAGAUUCUGGCUAUGAAGACUUUGUUGCUGGUUGCAUUGGCCUCCAUCAAGAGGGUAGGGGACCUGCAGGCAUUUUCGGUCGACGAAUCGUGCCUAGAGUUCGGGCCGGGUGACAACCACGUGGUACUGAGACCCCGGCCUGGCUAUGUGCCCAAGGUUCCUACCACUCCCUUCAGGGAUCAGGUAGUGAGCCUGCAAGCGCUGCCCCCGGAGGAGGCAGACCCAGCCCUGGCUUUGCUCUGUCCAGUUCGUGCCUUACGACUGUACAUAGACAGAACUCGAAGCCUCAGGACCUCAGACCAGCUCUUUGUCUGUUACGGAGGCCAGCAGAAGGGAAAGGCUGUCUCCAAGCAGAGGAUGGCCCACUGGAUAGUGGAUGCCAUCGCCUUGGCUUACCAAGCACAAGGCGUGCCCUGCCCGCUCAGGUUGCAUGCCCACUCCACGAGAGGCGUGGCAUCCUCCUGGGCGCUGGCUCGUGGCGCCUCGCUGACAGAUAUUUGUAGAGCUGCGGGCUGGGCGACACCUAACACGUUCGCUAGGUUUUAUAGCCUUCGUGUCGAGCCGGUCUCCUCACGUGUUCUCACCUCAGGUCAGAGGCACGGAGAGGUCCCGGCUUAGUGUCGGCUUGCUGCGUUUCAUACGCUUAUUGCUCCAGAGAGUCCCUACAAGGCAGACCCUGUUGAGUCCUCCGAUCACCCUUCGGCAGCCAGACGUGGCGGAGCGUCCAGCGCCAGGCCUUUACUCCGCUGUAUCCUUGAGAACCGGAUUUAGGCUAGGGUCCAUAUGUGUGACCUUACGGGGAUCCCAUAUGGGGUAUUCCACGGGUUGCCCCUAGACAAACCCGUGUCUUUCCCUCUGGGAGAACCCACCUCUCGUCAGGUUGGAGUCACCCCAGUACUUCCAUAUGUAGUACAGCCCUACGGGGUUAGUCCAUAUGUACUUCUCCACAUAACUCCUUCGGGGAAGGAUGUGGCUUCCGCAGCGUUCCUUUCCAGUGAAAGGGUACGCUUUCCCAGUGUUAUCCAAAAGUCUCACUGAAUGGGUUUUGGGAACAGCAGUGAUCGACACUCUGUGGUUGCCCUGUCCCACCGUCCUUAAGCAAGGGGGUACAGGGGGCUGGCUACAGAGCGCUGGAAGGGGGCAGCUCCUGUUGCGCUUUGGUAGGGAUUCCUAUUCGUCGGUCAGUCCGACGUACGUCGAACGUGACCGACUGAAUGGGAACGUCUCGGUUACAUAGGUUGACAACUUAAAAAUUUGUCUUACAUACAAAACAUUAUGGUGGUUUUAAAAGCUUGAAAGCUCAAAUCUGCACUCACUGUAAUUGCAUGGGAGAAAAAAACAAGAAGUAGGCCUACAUCAGGGGUCACCAAACUGCCGGUGUCCUGCAGAGUUUAAUACUUGAAACUUCAAGGCAGGUGUGUUGAGGCAAGUUGGAGCUAAACUCUGCAGGACACCGGCCCUCCAGGACCGAGUGUGGUGACCCCUGGCCUACAUGAUUCAAAUGUGCUCCUUUUGUGUUCCAUUAAAGAAAGAAAUUUUAAAUAAAGAUUGAAAGAUUUGUCGGAAGCUUAGUGAUUGUGACAUUGACAUUGUAUAACUGUGGUGUAGUUCCCUUAGCCUAAUGACUUCUGGUCAUUGUAUUUCAGAAUUCAUUAAAUCUUGAUGACAAAAAUUGUAUGAAUGAGUGUUGUUAUUGUUAGCUAAAACUAUUCACAAUAAUUUUUGUAAUUGAAAGAAAGCUAAAAUUAAAUAUAUACAUAUUUAAAAAACUUGAACUUAAAAUAUGUAAAUUAGAACUGAACUCAACUAAAUUAAAAUAAGUUGAAGAAUAAAAAUAAAUUAAAGCUAAAUAGAAAAUCAAAACCUAAUGAAAAAUAAAUAAAUAAAACCUAAUAAAAAUGACAAAAGCACAUAAUAAAAUUACAAAAACUUAAACUAAAAUUACAAUUUAAAUAAAAAAAAAAUGACAAUAAAGGUUCAUUCAAAAUAUGAAUAAAUAAUAUUAUAGUAAAAAACAAAAUGCUAAAACAUCACUGGUAAGAAUCAUAAACUUUUGUUGUAUUAACUGUCCUUUUUUCAUUUUGAGA